Molecule: messenger RNA, 2231 nt
Organism: Penaeus indicus
Lineage: Eukaryota; Metazoa; Arthropoda; Malacostraca; Decapoda; Penaeidae
Product: sphingomyelin phosphodiesterase 5-like
Exons: 10
Coding region: 119-1543 (474 amino acids)
Cellular component (GO): cytoplasm
Molecular function (GO): sphingomyelin phosphodiesterase activity
Source: RefSeq, a predicted model, not a curated record
GCGACCGAUGCCGAUUAACUCAAGCUGGCCCUGGAUAAGCUAUCGUAAUCGGGGAGAUGCAGCGGCUGACUCCAGGCGAGAGGAAGGCAGGCAGAUGAUUGUUCGGUAAGACGUAAAUAUGGGUCCCCGGAAGAGUUGCUACAACUGGUGGUUGUGGGAAGGACUUGAUUGCUUUUCGUCAUGUUUGACUAUACCAUUCCUUCAUCUUCUUUCACUGUGUCUCUCCUGUUACUGUCAAACAACUUUUGAUCGGCAAACAUUCAGAAUACUCUUCUUGAGGUAUGCAGUUGGAGGACCUAUACUGUUGAUGAUGACCAUUGUUCUGUCACCUCUUGCUUUUGUCGGCUAUGUCAUAUGGGUGGCACUAUGCUCCUUCUGUGUCCAGCAGCCCUUUAUUUAUGUGGAUUCUGAUGAACAUCAGUCGUCAGUUGAUACUCAGAAAUGUCCAUCAAGUUUUACCAUAUGCUCAUCAAAUGUAAUUCUCAUUCCCGAGAUUCUUGUGCGAUACAACAAUAAUAGGAAUGUAUACUGGCGGGCACAGGAGAUACCUACAAGGUUCAUGCGCCAUCAGACUCCAUCCCUGAAUGUAAUGAGAAAUUUAUGUGAACCUGUGAAAAGAGAAGACAUUGUCCAGAGCUGGCUUCCAGAUAUUGAUGUGAUCAUGCUUCAGGAGGUAUUUGAAAGAUUGCGAGGGAGACAGCUUUAUAACAAGUUUUCAAAGAAGUAUCCGUAUUGCAUAUACAAUGCAGGGCAACACAGUCUGAAAAAUAAUUUGUGUUUCUUGGGAAGUGGGUUGUUUAUAGCAUCUCGCUUCCCAAUAAUGGAAGCUUCUUUUCAUCCCUUCUCCUACUCAACAAAAUAUGCUAAAUAUGUAGGGUAUGGUGUACUUCUGGCCAAGCUUUACCUGGGAGUGAAGAGCACAAAAGAUGGGUCAUUGAAAGCUGUUGGAUAUGUUGGUAAUACCCACACUCAGGCAUAUCAGGGGAAAGACAGAGUGAUUGUUCACCAACUGGAAGAGGCCAGGAGUUGGUUGAAUGAAUUUGUCAAAGAGACACAUGACCCUCAAAAAGAAGUUCUGAUGUUUGUUGUCUUUGGAGGAGAUAUAAACAGUGAUAAUAUGUCACCAGGAGAUUCAGCAGUUCAAAAUCUCGCGCUGUGGGAAGAAUAUGAAGACCCUUGUAGGGAGUCAGCUGGCCACGAUAAGCCGUGGACAGUUGGCACCGAACAUCGGCAGAAGCUCCUUCACCACCCAUUCAUGCAAUAUCCCGAAACCUUCAGGGAUAUUCUUUUGGAUGAUGUACAGCGCAGAUUCUUCCUAUUGGAUGCUGAUGUAGAGGAACAGACACCAGACCUAAUGAAAUGUGUACCGAAGCCUGAUUCAAAUGGAGUCGUUGGAGCUACUGAGUUUGGGGGACGGCGUCGCGUUGACUGCCUGACAUUACGACGCGACAGCAAGGUUUCUCCAACCAGCAUGUGGUUUAGCUCAUCAUUGGCUGGACUGACUGAUCAUGUUCCUGUAGCUUUCAUGUUGGAGGAAGUGUAACCGAGUAACCUGACAAUAGGUGCUAGAAUAUGUGUAUAGGUGUAGUAAAAAUCACAAUACUGUUUCAGGAAAUAUUUAUUGCAUUUUUUUUAGAUUUGGAUUUGUGCAGAGGAACAAAGUAUGAUUAUUAUGUACGUUUAUGAGUCAUAGAUUGGAUGUGUUUACUGUUUAGAUUUGUUUUUUAUAAAUUCUUUAUAUAUAUAUAUAUAUAUAUAUAUAUAUAUAUAUAUAUAUAUAUAUAUAUAUAUAUAUAUAUAUAUAUUGAUUAAUAACAGUGUCAUUAUUUUUGGUAUGGAAUUCCUGAAAGUUCUCUUGUCAUUUUUUCAGUUACUGAAGUGAAACAAAGGAUAAUUUAGAUUAGACAGUGAAUGACUAACCAGUGGACUUAUUUAUAAUAAUGAAAAACUGAAGUGGUCUCCAGUUCCCUCCUUUGCAAGUGAAGCACUUGGCACUCCCAAUUUGUUAACUGUGAACCACAGCUUUGGACUCUUGUGAAGGGAAGAGAAUGAUCUUAUCUGGAUCUGACCGGGCACGAGCACUAGAUGCAUAUUAAAUGGCAGUUCCAGCACUAGCACCAUGUUAAAUGGGUUUCAGAGUUGGGGGUGAACAAUGACUUCGAUGCUUACUUUUUUAUAAUUUGUUAAAUUGAGAUAUUUCAUUUUAAAGAGAAAAAAGUAAAAUAAAGAAA